AUGUCCCCCAGCCUGCGCCUGCCCGCCCGGGCCGCUCUGCUGCCCCACUCCCUGCCCGAGCCGGGGGUCCCCCGGGGUCCCCCAAUAGCCCGCACCCCACACCCCCCCCGGGGCACCCCGGAGCCCUCGCGCCUCCGGGGCCUGGCCGAGAUGCCGGGGCCAAGCUCCACCGCCUUCAUCUUCGAGCUGCUGUGCCGAGGAGGGGUGCGGAGGCUGCAUGAGAUGCAGGUCCGUGGCCGGUCCCGGUUCGGGCCGCUCUGGAAGGCCCGGUUCGGCCCGGUGCUCACGGUGCACGUGGCCGACCCCGCGCUCGUGGCUCAGGUGCUGCGGCAGGAGGGGCCCGAGCCCAGGCGGGCCCUGAGCUGCCCCUGGAAGGAGCACCGGAGCCUCCGGGGGGUGCCGGGGGGGCUCCUCACGCUGGAGGGCGAGGCGUGGCGGGGGUCCCGGCGGCUCCUGGCUCGGGGGCUGCUGCGCCCGGGGGCGGCCGAGGCGUUCGCUGGCCCGGUGGCCACCGUGGUGGCCGAGCUGGUGGCGCGGCUGCGGCGGCUGCAGCGGCAGCACCCGCGGGGAAUCGUCCCCGACAUCGGCUCCGAGUUCAACCGCUUCGGCCUCGAGGCCAUCUCCUGGGUGCUGUUCUCCUCCCGCCUGGGCUGCCUGGGGGACGCCGGGGAAGCCUCGGCAGACACCGAGGGUGUGAUCCGCUGUGUGGGGACAGUGCUGGCACUGACGCUGGUGACAAUGGCACUGCCCCGUCCCCUCCUGCGUGUCUUUCCUGCGCCUUGGGACGCUUUCUGCCACGCCUGGGACCAGCUCUUCGCCUUCGCCAAGGGACACGUGGACCGGCGCGUGGCCGAGGUGGCUGCGCGGGGGUCGCUGGCCGAGGGGGACACGUGUGUCACCGACCUGCUGGCCCGGGAGCGCGUCCCUGUCAGCAGCAUCUACGGCAACGUCACCGAGCUGCUGCUGGCCGGGGUGGACACGGUGGCCAGCACGCUGGCCUGGAGCCUGUACGAGCUGGCACGGAACCCGGGGGCACAGGCGGCCCUGCACCGAGAGCUGGUGGCUGCCACUGCCACCAACAGGGCCACCAGUGGUGACAGUGCCACCACCGACAGUGCCACUGCUGCUGCCACCGCCACUGCCCUGGCACGGCUGCCACUGCUGCGUGCUGUGGUGAAGGAGACCCUCAGGCUGUACCCCGUCAUCCCGGGCAACGCCCGCGUUGUCUCUGACUCUGACAUCCGUGUUGGCGACUACCUGGUGCCACGCCAGACCCUCAUCACCCUGUGCCAUUACGCCACGUCCCGCGACAGCCGCUUCUUCCCCGCGCCCGAUGCCUUCCGCCCGGAGCGCUGGCUGCGCCGCAGGGACACCGGUGACACUCCUGGGGACACUCCUGGGGACACUCCUGGGCACCCCCCUGGCCCCACACACCCCUUUGCCUCUCUGCCCUUCGGCCUCGGCCCGCGCAGCUGCGUCGGGCGCCGCUUGGCUGAGCUGCAGCUGCACAUGGCGCUGGCACAGAUCCUGCUGCGCUUCGAGGUGCGCCCAGAGCCCGGGGGGGGCCGGGUGCGCCCCAUGACCCGCACCCUGCUGGCCCCCGGCGCCCCCAUCAGCCUCUGCUUCCUCGAGCGGUGA
Messenger RNA from Sturnus vulgaris (Common starling), 1638 nucleotides. It is a transcript of the gene CYP27B1, whose product is annotated as cytochrome P450 family 27 subfamily B member 1. NCBI's taxonomy places the organism in Eukaryota, Metazoa, Chordata, Aves, Passeriformes, Sturnidae. Gene Ontology annotation, biological process: cholesterol metabolic process; C21-steroid hormone biosynthetic process; cortisol metabolic process. Gene Ontology annotation, molecular function: oxidoreductase activity, acting on paired donors, with incorporation or reduction of molecular oxygen; heme binding; iron ion binding. The record is from RefSeq and is a predicted model, not a curated record. Gene Ontology annotation, cellular component: mitochondrial inner membrane.